Molecule: messenger RNA, 4712 nt
Organism: Ilex paraguariensis (yerba mate)
Lineage: Eukaryota; Viridiplantae; Streptophyta; Magnoliopsida; Aquifoliales; Aquifoliaceae
Source: the annotation of a GenBank genome assembly
UCCCUCACUCACUCAUCACUGUGUGCCUCUCUCUCUCUCUCCUUCAUACUUAUUGACACAGUCACUUUCAUUUUGCCGUCACCGAACACUUUUCUAGAGCAAUGACUUUGUUGAAGUCUCGAGAAAUAGUUUCAACACUGAAAUCUAAAUCUCCACCCGAAAGUGUGAGAAAAGAGGUUAUCGAGCCAACGACACCAUCAAAAACCCUAGAACCAUUAACGCAAUGGUCAAACAACACUACGCCUAGUUCGAGUUCUUUGGCUCCUAUUCCGUAUACUCUAGGAUUGGGGUUAGAUUUGAAUUCCGUAUCGGUUUAUGGAACUUUUCCUAGACGGAGUGCCCGACUGGCUUCGAAAUCGAGUUCCGAUGAAAUGAGAGAUAAUGCUGCAAUUUUAUGUCAAAAAAGAAAAAAUGUUGUUGCUACUGACUUUAAUUCGGGGAAUGUUGUGGGAGAGCUUGGAGGUAGCAGCGGAAAUAAUGAAAUGAAAAUUGUAAAUGGGGUUCAAAAAUUGGGAGUGGCGAAAGUCAGGUUUUCAGAGCGAAAUGGAAGGAAAAGUGGGGUUUUGGAAGAGAAGGAAGGUAUUGUGGAGAAGAAAAUGGGAUUAGGUGAUUCGAUUUCAGCUGUGGAGGAAUUUGAAGUGGUGAGAGGUGUGGGUGAAUUUGGGUUGAGUUCUGGAUCAGGGAGUUUGGGUGAGAGCAAAGGGAAAGGGAAGAGGAAAUUGGGCCUUGAUGUUGAUUUAUCGGGGCUGGAAUUGGUGGGAGAGGGUGAGAAAAGUAAAAGGUAUUUGAAUUUGCGAUCGGGCAAGAAAAUUGCAAAGAGAGGAAUGGGAGGAAUUGGUGGCGGUCGUGGUGGUGGUUUUGGAGGAGGUGAUUACAAUGAGGAUGAUGAGAUGGUUCAUGAAAAUGAAAAGAGUGGUAAUUAUAAAGAAAGUAUGGGAUUGGUGAAUGAUGGGGGUGGAGAGGGUGUUAUGAACAAUGAGUCAGAGAGAGGCCUGAGGGUAGAAGAAAAUGGUAGUGUUAAGGGCAGAAGGAGAUUUACUAGGAAAGAGAAAGGGAAAGGCAAAUAUAAUGACCAGGCUUUGAUUAUAAACGGUGUUCAUCAACUGAAAUUGGACUCGGGGGCCAAAGUGGAGAUAUCAAUUGGUAAUGCAGUUUCAGAUGCUGUGAAUCUGCUUGAAAAUUUUGAUUCAGAGAAAGACUUGAUUCCCAAUGAGGGGCUUAUGGCUAGAAGGAGGUUCAGCAGAGAAGAAAAGGGGAAAGGGAAACUAGUUGGGGAUGAGUUGGUAUCAAAAGGUGUUGAUGCAGAGUUGGUUUUGGAAUCUAAAGUAGAAAAAUCACUUGAAAAUAUAGGAUCUGAUGCUAUCCGAUCGAUGGACAAGGAGAUUUCUGAGAGGGUGCAUUCUUCAAGAAGGGGUUACAGGGAACGAUUCCGAGAUGUUGCUAGGCAGAAUGCAUCACGCUUUGCUCAUUUCUCUUCCCAAGAGGGAGAAGAGAACGAUGCUGCAGAUGAGGCUGCUACUGAAAUGAGACAAAGGGAAGCAGAAGACUGGCCAGGUCCCUUUUCGACUGCUAUGAAGAUUAUUAGGGAUCGAGAGGUGAACGUGAAUGCGCAACAGACAAAUUCCUCUUCAGCAAAAAGCAGAUCUGCAUCAGUGGUUUGGGUUCCCAGAAGGAGUCAGCAACUUGACUGCUCAAAGCAAUUGGUUCCCUCACUCCAAGAACUGUGUAUGACAAUUCUUGCCAAAAAUGCGGAUGCAAUCACUUCACUCGAUAUUGUCCCUGAUAUUCUGAGGCACAAGCUAACUCAGUUACUUUGUGAUUCUCGGAGAAUGAAUGAUCAUUUUCUUAACCUCCUUGUAAGCAAAUCUCCUACAGAGAUACGGGUAAGGGACUGCUCAUGGCUCACUGAGGAGCAAUUCAUGAAGAACUUUGAAGGCUGUGACACCAAUAACUUGACGGUGCUACAACUUGACCAAUGUGGACGCUGUAUGCCAGAUUAUAUUCUAUUUGCUACCUUAGAUCGCCUAUCAAACAGCUUGCCUGUGUUAACUACUAUAUCCUUGAAGGGUGCAUGUCGUCUUUCUGAUGUCGGGCUAAGUGCACUUGUUUCUUCUGCCCCUGCUUUAAGAUCCGUGAAUCUCAGCCAGUGCUCCCUGCUUACCUUGGACGGUAUCAACAGUUUAGCUAACUCACUGGGAUCAGUGCUAAGGGAGUUAUAUAUAGAUGACUGUCAAAGCAUAGAUGCUAUGCUUAUUCUGCCUGCGUUGUCAAAACUUGAACAUUUGGAAGUGUUGUCGGUAGCUGGCAUCCAAACUGUUUGUGAUGAUUUUGUCAGUGAAUUUGUAGCUGUACGUGGUCAGAAUAUGAAGGAACUUCUUUUGACAAACUGUGUGAAUUUGACCGAUACUUCCCUGAAAGUCAUCGCAGAAUAUUGCCCUGGAUUAUAUGUAAUGGAUCUUACUAACUUGUGCAAAUUGACGGAUUCGGCAAUUGGAUAUCUUGCUAAUGGUUGUGGAGCAAUUCAAACACUUAGACUUUGCCGCAAUGGAUUCAGUGAUGAAGCUGUUGCUGCGUAUAUUGAGACUUGCGGACAGACUUUGAAAGAAUUGUCACUUAAUAAUGUUAACAAGGUUGCUGACAACACUGCUAUAUCGCUUGCAAGAUGUUCAAGAAAUUUAAUUAGUUUGGAUUUAUCUUGGUGCCGAAAUUUGACAGAUGAAGCCCUUGGAUUGAUUGUGGAUAGCUGCUUAUCGCUGAAAGUGCUCAAAAUAUUUGGCUGUACUCAGAUUACCAAUGUAUUUCUGGAUGGCCACUCAAAUCCACAGGUGCGAAUUAUCGGAUUGAAAAUGGCCCCGAUAUUAGAACAUCUCAAGGUGCCUGAUCUUCAAGGACCUCUGCAUUAUUCUUCUGUUUCUUCGCCAAUGCUUCCAUUUCACUUCUAUACCAACUACCACUCCCCCUCCCCCUCUUUCAACGAACUUUUGAACUCCUGUUUCUCUCUUUCGGAACUCAAACGAAUCCAUGGACUGAUCCUCACAAAUGGGUCCCACCGAAACCUCUUCUUGUCAACAAAGCUGAUCAAUCUCGCCUGCUCUUUAGCACCAACAAUGGAGUAUGCCCGUAAACUCUUUGACAAAAUGCCUCAAAGAGACGUAUUCCUCUGGAACACCUUGAUUCGAGGCUAUGCCGAUCUGGGUCCUUGCCGCGAAGCCAUAGUUCUUUAUAGAAAUAUGCAUCAGAGUGGAUUGUUACCCGAUAACUAUACUUUCCCUUUUGUUGUUCGGUCAUGUGCUGUGCUUUCGGCCUUGAGGGAAGGGACAGAAGUGCACUGUAAUAUAAUCAAGAAUGGGUUUGAUAUGGAUGUAUUUGUAAAGAGUUCUUUGGUUACAAUGUAUUCGGAGAGCGGAGAGACUUGGAGUUCGGAGCUUGUUUUUGAUGAAAUGGUUGUAAGGAACAUAGUUUCUUGGACAGCUAUGAUUUCCGCGUAUGUGCAAAAUGGAUUUUUCGACAUGGGGUUGGGUGUUUUUCGAGAGAUGAUGGCUUCGGGGACUCGGCCGAAUGCUGUUACACUUGUCAGCAUUCUUCCAGCCUGUGCUGGUUUGGAGUUUUUGAACUUAGGUAUGUUGAUUCAUGGCUAUGGGAUGAAACUGGGAGUGGACUCGGAAAUCUCAUUGGUUAAUGCUUUGAUUGCCUUGUAUGGUAAGUGUGGGAACAUUGAUAUAGCUAGAUAUUUGUUUGACCAGAUGGCAGUCCGAAGUGUGGUGUCUUGGAAUGCCAUGAUUGCUGCUUAUGAACAUAAUAAUGCUGGUGCAGAUGCAGUUAAGCUCUUUCGUCUGAUGCAAACUCAGAAGGUAGAAUUUGAUUAUAUUACCAUGGUUAGUGUGAUUUCUGCUUGUGCUAGUUUGGGAGCUUCCAACACUGGAAAAUGGGUGCAUGAGCUUGUGAGGAGUAAAGGUUUUGAAAACAAUAAUUCGGUCACCAAUGCACUAAUUGAUAUGUAUGCGAAGUGUGGAAACAUAGAUUUGGCCAGGGGUGUUUUUGAAAGGUUGCCUAAUAAGAAUGUUGUGGCCUGGACUUCAAUUAUAGGGGCUUGUGCAUCUCAUGGGCAUGGGCAGGAUGCUCUCAUGCUCUUCUCCAAGAUGAAAGAAGAAGGAAUUAGGCCAAAUAGCUUAACCUUCACUGCUGUUUUGACUGCUUGCAGGCAUUCAGGUCUUGUGGAAGAAGGGAGGAAGCAUUUUGAAAGUAUGACAAGAGACUACUCAAUCGUGCCUGGUGUAGAACAAUGUGCUUGUAUGGUUGAUCUUCUUGGCCGAGCUGAUCGAUUGAUGGAGGCAUAUGAAUUUAUCGAGAAUAUGCCCAAUCAUCCAGAUGUGAGUGUUUGGGGAGCUUUGCUUGGUGCUUGCAGAAUCCAUGGUAAUCUUGAGCUGGCAGAACUUGUGGCAGAUCGAUUGUUCCAUUUUAACCCUCAAACUGUUUCUUUCUAUGUCCUUAUGAUAAAUAUCUAUGCUGAAGCUGGUAGGUGGGAGGAUGUAGCAAGAUUGAGAAAAUUGAUGGAGGCAAGGGAACUGAAAAAGAUUCCUGGUCAAAGUUUAGUUGAGGUUAAUCGAAGGUUUCAUAUGUUUCUAUCUGGUUCCAGGUCCAAGCUUUCCCGAGAGAGGUUCAUUCAACUUGAUCAUAUUUAUCCCGAGCCUUGCCACAAUACUCAUCCUUGA